ACUCUACUUACAUAUGUGACUUGUAUACUAGUAAUAUGGCAGGAAAAAAGUGCUUCCCUACAUCAACUCCAGUACACAGUGACAAAAUUUAUGUAUUGAGGAAAAGCACAAAAUCUGAUGUUAGUUGGUAGCAUGUUAAAUAGUGAAUUGAUGGACCUGAACAUGAUGGCAAAAGUGAACCUGAACUUGAUGUCAAAAGUGAACCUGAAAUGAUGUCAAAAUUGAACCUGAACUGAUGACAAUUUUGAAUAGAUGUCCAUAGUGAAAUAAAUGUCACCCAAAAUGGAUACCAAGAUGGAUACCAGGAUGUAUGUCAAUAGUGAAUCUGAAAUUGAUGGCAAUAGUGAACCUGAAAUUGAUUGCGAUAGUGAACGUGAAAUUGAUGGCGAUAGUGAACCUGAAAUUGAUGGCAGUAGUGAACCUGAAAUUGAUGGCAAUAGUGAACCUGAAAUUGAUGGCAAUAGUGAACGUGAAAUUGAUGGCAAUAGUGAACCUGAAAUUGAUGGCAAUAGUGAAACUGAAAUUGAUGGCAAUAGUGAAUCUAAAAUUGAUGGCAAUAGUGAACCUGACAUAGAUGUCCAUAUUGAAAUAGAUGUCACUAAUAAACCCUAUAUAUAUGCCAAAAUUGAACCCAGAGUGGAUGUCAGCUGUGAAGAUGAAAUCAAUUUCAAGAAUGAACCUGACAAAACACAACCCAAAAUGGAUGGCAAUAGUGAACUUGAAAAUCUAAUUAAAACUGAAAAUGUGAUUAAGAAAUACAGUACUUAUCCUGACGUGGAUGUCAAUAAUAGACCGGAAAUUGAUUUUGAUAAUGAACCAGAAAUAUUUGUCAAAUCAGAACCUGGGAUUGAUGUCAGCUUUGAUUAUGAAUCAUCUGAAUAUGGUUAUGACACCACUGAAGAUGUUUUUGAUGAAUCAGAAAUGGAUGUCAAUAAUGAAAUGGGAGAGGCUGUUAAAACAGAAUCUGACAGUGAAAGAGUAAUAGCAUACACUUGUUCUAUAUGUGACAAAAGGCAGGUGAGGCAUACAUUCUGUAGAUUGAGUUAA
Owenia fusiformis is the source of this 1047-nucleotide messenger RNA. The record is from the annotation of a GenBank genome assembly. Lineage: Eukaryota; Metazoa; Annelida; Polychaeta; Sabellida; Oweniidae.